This is a messenger RNA of Diorhabda sublineata, 945 nucleotides long. Its product is annotated as putative tricarboxylate transport protein, mitochondrial. NCBI's taxonomy places the organism in Eukaryota, Metazoa, Arthropoda, Insecta, Coleoptera, Chrysomelidae. Bases 1 to 945 code for a protein of 314 amino acids. The transcript has a single exon. The record is from RefSeq and is a predicted model, not a curated record. Gene Ontology annotation, biological process: mitochondrial citrate transmembrane transport.
AUGGAUAAAACCAAACUAUUCAAAGACCCUUUCGUAAGACCGUGGCUGAAAAAUAAUGGAGUAGCAGCAUCCACUGGAUCUGGAAAUGUUGGACUAAAAGGAAUCGUAGCUGGUGGAAUAACAGGAGGUAUGGAAAUAUGCAUAACGUAUCCAACAGAGUACGUAAAGACACAGUUACAAUUAGAUGAAAAAGGUGAUAGAAAAAAAUACGACGGUAUAAUCGAUUGCGUUAAAAAAACUGUAAAAAAAAACGGAAUUUUCGGUUUGUACAGAGGUCUUAGCAUAUUAAUAUAUGGAUCCGUGCCUAAAGUCGCUGUGAGAUUUGGAGGAUUCGAAACAUUCAAAAGUUACAUGCAGAAAGAAGAUGGGACUUUAUCACCAGCUGGAAGGUUAUUGUGCGGAUUAGGUGCUGGAGUAUGUGAAGCAAUUUUCGCCGUUACCCCAAUGGAAACAAUCAAAGUUAAAUUCAUAAACGAUCAACGUUCCGAGACACCUAAAUACAAAGGAUUAUUUCAAGGACUGGGGGUAAUUGUUAAAGAUGAAGGUUUCGGUGGAUUAUAUAAAGGAGUUACAGCAACCAUUAUUAAACAAGGUACCAAUCAAGCAACAAGAUUUUUUGUAAUGGAAACAUUGAAAGAUUCCUAUAGAGGAGGAGAUCCUGAUAAAAAAAUCCCAAAGUUGUUGGUAGGUCUGUUUGGUGCUUUUGCAGGAGCUUGUUCAGUAUAUGUUAAUAAUCCAGUCGACGUCGUUAAAACUCGCAUGCAAGGCUUGGAAGCUAGCCGAUACAAAAAUACAUUGGAUUGUGCUGUUCAAAUUUUGAAAAAUGAAAGUCCUAAAGCAUUCUACAAAGGCACAGUACCAAGAUUAGGUAAAGUAUGUCUUGACGUCGCUAUCACCUUUAUGAUUUACGAUAGUUUCAUGGAUCUGUUCAAAAAAAUUUGGUAG